Diaporthe citri is the source of this 1380-nucleotide messenger RNA. RefSeq lists its product as uncharacterized. Bases 1 to 1380 code for a protein of 459 amino acids. Gene Ontology annotation, molecular function: prenyltransferase activity. The transcript is spliced from 6 exons. Gene Ontology annotation, biological process: isoprenoid biosynthetic process. The record is from RefSeq and is a predicted model, not a curated record. NCBI's taxonomy places the organism in Eukaryota, Fungi, Ascomycota, Sordariomycetes, Diaporthales, Diaporthaceae.
AUGAACCUGGUGGAGAGGCCCUCGUUUCAUUUCCAGUCCAACGGGGUGGGCCACCACCACCAUUUGAGCUCUGGAGAGAUCGACAGCGCGGAAAUGAUUCGGGAGUCCAACUACAGCAUGUCAACCGAAGCGCAACUGGACUCCAAUGUUCCUAGAAGUGUCAUGUUGCCGUCGGCCGACAAGGAAACACACCAGAACAGCCCAGACUGCAAUGGCAGCGGUGCCGAGAAGCACGCCAAAACAUGGAUGACACUGGAGAAGACACGAUGUGCGGCUAACGGCCCCCUCAUCGAGCCAGCGACCACGAAACGGACCGAAGAACAGGAUGAGCGACCGGGGCAGCCAGGAGCUUCCCCUUCAGAGGACAAAGCCAACGGCUUACAUAGGGUCAAUGGCCGCAAGAAGGUCAAAGUCAUUGACCUGAGUGACACCAAGAUAUCUCCGGCAGGGGAUGAGGCCGUGACGGCUCCAUUCGAAUAUAUCAACUCUGCCCAAUCGAAAGGUGUCCGAGAUAAGCUAGUACAGGCGUUGAACAUCUGGGUUGAGGCGCCUCCUCAGGCGGUCGCCAACGUCACGGCGGUGGUGGGGGACUUGCACAACAUCUCGCUCAUGCUUGAUGAUGUCCAGGACAACUCUCCAAUGCGGCGAGCCAGACCGGCGACGCAGUGCGUGUUUGGCGCGCCGCAGACGACCAACUCGGCCAUCUACCACAUGGUUGACGGUCCUCCCAGCAGCCGCUUGCAACUUCCACACCCUUCCUUCAACCGCUGCUUCUUACUAAUCAAGAGACGUGAAGACGAAUUGAAGCGCCUUCUGGUCGGACAGUCCUACGAUCUGAACUGGACGCACCUUGUAGCGGUGCCCACUAUCGAGGACUACUUGCGCAUGGUUGAUGGGAAAACCGGUGGCCUUUUCCGAAUGUUAUCGAGGUUCAUGAUUGCACAGUCCACGUCAUCAGCCAGACCUGCAUCACUAGACAGACUCAUGAUUCUCUUUGGGCGGUUUUUCCAGAUCCGCGACGACUACGCGAACCUCAUGUCUGACCAGUACGCCAAGACAAAGGGCUUCGCUGAGGAUCUCGACGAGGGCAAGUACAGCUUCGUGCUUAUCCACGCACUGCACCACGCGGCCUCUACAGUGCGAGAGCAGCUACACAAUCUUCUGAUGCAGCGCCGAGUCGCGGGGAACAUGGUUAACAACCAGAAGGAGUUCAUAAUUCGGCUGCUACAUGAGGCUGGAUCGAUGAGCUUCACCGCCCAGGCUCUCAGGGACUUGCGCGAGGAUCUGGAGGAGGAGAUUCGCAGUAUCGAAUCGGCUACUGGCAGGCAGAAUCCUGCCAUGCAAAAGAUACUUAGCUCGCUCCAUAUUGAUACUGUAUGA